This is a messenger RNA of Anopheles aquasalis, 4435 nucleotides long. RefSeq lists its product as uncharacterized. Gene Ontology annotation, biological process: mitotic chromosome condensation. Gene Ontology annotation, molecular function: chromatin binding. Gene Ontology annotation, cellular component: chromatin; condensin complex; condensed chromosome. NCBI's taxonomy places the organism in Eukaryota, Metazoa, Arthropoda, Insecta, Diptera, Culicidae. The record is from RefSeq and is a predicted model, not a curated record.
ACCGUCCACGGCGAUCGUCGUCGAUCUUCCGAGUGUUCCGCGCGAAAAAAGUGGUUCCUCUGAGAAUUUGCGCCUCGAAGCGGUUCUCAGUCAGUGCCGGUUUCCGAGUGAUUUCUGGUGGCCAUCAAAAGGGCCCUAUUUUGCCAACCAGCAUCGCGGAUCCCCGAGCAACCCGGAUCGUGUCAACGUGGAGCCCGUCUUAUCAAUCGGCGGUAAGAACCAAGGAUGGAAACAACGGACGGGGAUGAGCGCACACCUGCAUCGUCCACGGGAUGUCCGGAAGGUAAAGCCCCAAAGCAGACUGCGCUGAUGGGUGACGAAGACGGCGACGGUGUUCUCUCGCAGCAGCUGGCCGGUCCGGCCCUAAAUCAGCAGUUGCUCGAUCAGCUGAACGGACAGUUCCAAAAGCAGCUCCAGUUGGCCGAACGCGAACAGUUGGACGAUGGCUUCAAGAUCUCGGUGUAUGCCGAUUGGGUGGCCAGCCUGCGCACGAUCAACACGGAACUGGUGGAGUCGCUGCGGGAGAUGCAGGACACCUGUCUGGAGCGAAUGCAGCUCAUGCGCGCCAGUUAUCUAAAGGAUUUGGUGCGCUUCGGACCGGACAUUCGCCUGAAGCGACUGGAGACGAUGGGCCCGGCCGAACUGUCCGACAACGGCACCGAUCGCGUGGUGUCGCUCGAGCUGUCCUCGAACUAUCCGAUCAUACCAUCCACAGAUGAGCUUUUGCUCCGGGAAGUGGACACCAAGUCACGUGAAGUGAGUGAGUUGCGCAAGGCAUUAGACGACCAACGGCGCCUCUCGGACGACCGGGAGGCACUGGUGGAGCAGCUACGUGAUCUGGCCCUGGAACGAGACAAACAGCUGGACGAAAAGGCCAAAGAGUUGGGCGUGAUGCAGCAGCGGAUCGAUUUACUAAACAUGCAGUUAGCGAAGGCAAAAAUGUCGGCGGCGGCCCUGACCGAUAACAAAAGUCUCAUUUCGGAGAUAACCGAUCAUCACGAUAAGAUCACGCAGCUCAGGCAGCGGCUGAAGGAGCAGGAGGACAACCUGCGUGAGGCUAACGUGGCGAUACAGUUCCGGGAUGAGGUGAUCGCGCAACAGCGCCAGGAGAUCAAAGUGUUAACCGAGAGUACAACUUCCUCGGCCAAGGAAGGUGAGCAGGAGGACGACAAAACGUUCGAUCUUCAACUCUCUGCCAGCAGAUCGUUCCAUUCGACCAUAUCUGAAGAUGAUUCCGGCCUUACAACGGUGGAACCCUUGCCCAUCGUCAGUGUUUCCACGGACCUGUUUGGCACGAUACAGAAGCAAAGUGAAACCGAGUCCCAGUGUGUGGCAACGCUGAAACGGGAGCUGGCCGACAUGCACAAUCAGCUGCACGAAUACAAACGACGAGCGCUCAGCGUUACACCGGAGCUGACGCAAGGAGUGACCGACCAGACAUUUUCACGAUUACGCACGGUCUGCGCGGAAUUGCUCCAGAGUACUGGAAAGUUUGUUUGUGUCCCCGGUGGCAGUCCGGUGGAGACGGGACGGUUUGAGGACGUUGAACAUUUGAUCACACUGCUGCAAGAUCGUUGUGAGGCACUGUGUCGGAAGCUAUCUGAACACGCUAGCAGUACGGUAGAUCAGGACGAAGGUAUCGGCAGUGGGAACACGUCCCGGAUGGGCACACUAUCGGAGCUGCCGGCACACCAGCUUAGCCAGCAGGAGCGUCAGUAUGCGGAAGCUGUCGUCAGUGCGAUGGCUGUACGGCUGGAGCAUAUGUUGGGCAAGGAAAACGCCACCAGUGCGAGUGAAUCGUUGAGCUCGUUCUCGCUCGGACUAGAGGACGGUUGUGCGCUACAGGGAUUGCUUGAGGAUCUUAAGAAAGAGAUCGAUACCAAGGAACGGGUGUUGCGUGAUCGGCAGGCCGAGCUGGAGCGGUCACAAGAGCAGCUAGCCGGCACUGAAAGACAGUUGAAGCAUUUGCAAGCGAAGCAGAGCACCUUCGACAGUCAAAGGGCUGCCCUCGAGGACAAGAUCUUGAACCUGGAGCAAAUAGUAGACGAUCAGGGCCGAAUCAUAAUGAUGUUGAAAUCGCAAAACACCAAUCUGCAGCAACAGGCAGAAGAUCUCAAGGAAACGCUACACCAGUAUCGGGAUAAUUUGCAGAAAACCAGCGAGGAGAAGGUCGCCAUCGAGGACGAGUGCAAAAACCAGCUCGUCACGAUCUCUAAUCUGCGCGUUGCCCUAGAGGAAACGAAACGCAGCGGCAGCUCAUCCGUCAAUACGUUGCACGAGGUCGUCGAGAACUUGCAGCUCGAGGUGCUUCUGCUCAGUGAGCAGCUAAACGAUGCGUUCAAGGAGAACAUUGCCAAGGAUAACGAGCUAGACCGGUACCGGGACUCUAAUCUACAGCUUCGAUGCCAGCUGGCCGAGAUGAGCCGCGAGCUAGGGGAACUGCGUGAGCUGAGCGACACCGUUAACAUGCGGCAGGAGCUAACCGAACAACGAAGCCGUUAUUUUGCGCUGCUCAAAAAUGAUGUCCACCAGAUGCAGGAACAGCUGAACGGCGUUCGAAGUGAGAUCGUUUCGAGGCAGCAAGAUCUAGGCCAUCUAAGCUUCUUCCGGGAAAAGUGCGCCGAAAUGGAGCGAAUACACGAAGUGGAACUGUGCCAGCAACGCACCAAGCAUUCCAACGAGCUGAAAGAGCUACGCCGUGAGAUAGAGCAUCUGAGCAACCAACUGGCCGAUUCGGUGGACUCGAGUAAACAGCACGAGCAAACUGUGGAGCAGCUGGCAACGCUGCAAGCAACAAUCUUGGAACUUGGUGAGCACAAUAAGGUGCUGGAAAAGACAAUACAAUCAUAUCAGGAUAGUAUCGUGCAGCUGGAGCAACAGUUGGGCGGCUCCGAGCACCGGCUUUCGAUCAUGAAGCAAGAGCUGGAUGAGCUACGGGUGCGCUGUACCGGACAGGAGAACAAAAUUGGAAGUUUAAGAACGGAAAAGGACCGAGUGGCGACUGAGCUUAGUACGCACCGGAGGAUGUGUAAAUGCGGUUUCAACAACGGUACGAGCUCUCGUGAAAGGGCUAAGACGCCAUUGUCACACUCGCUUCAGAAGCAGUUGGAUCAGAAAACUAGGGAAGCUACGCGAGCACAGGAGGAGUUAGUGCAACGCUGCGAAGACUGGAAAAAGCGGGAAGCCGAAUACGUGGAGCAUCGAAUUUUGUCUACAGAGCAGACGACCAAAUUGAUAGAGCAACUGAGCGAACUGAAGGGACGAAACAGCAUUCUGGAGCAGUCGAUGUACGCAAAGAGUGAGCUGCUCGAUCGGUUGCAACAUAACUUGCGCGAUGUUAAUCGGAAGUUAGCCUCGAAGCAGGAACAACUAACGGAGGUUGAGCGGAAAUAUGCCAGUGCAGUGGAUUCACUCGAAAAAGCCCAAAAGGAUGCGCUGGUGUGUGAGAAACGGUGUAUGGAGGAGCUGAGCAAUGUGCGCCGGUGUUCGAUGGAUCAAAAAAAUCAGUUACAGCAGUACGAAACGCAGAUCGGUCGCUUGCGAGUGGAAGUGAAUGAACUAAUGCAACGUUGUGAACACAUUACCAAUGAGCGCGAUGAAGUACGCACCGAGAUGCAUGGUCUACGAGAACGGUUGGCAUCGUACGAGGGCAAGGAAAGUGCCCUUUGUGAGGUGGUCAAAGCUAAUCAGGAUGAACUGGCAAUCAAGUCGACGCGUUUAUUGGAAUUGGAAGAGACGAACCUAAAGCUGAGCUCUAGUUUGCAGCAAGUACAGAGCUUAAGUGAAGGUCUGAGUAAACAAUACCACCACGCGCAGGCAGAGCUGGACCAGGUGCGAGAAAUGUCGGCCAAGUUGAUGGAGUUCAAACAACAAACGCUGACUACGAAGGAUCUUACCCGCAAGAGCUUGGCCGAGUGGAAGGAAAGAGAGGCCUGUUACAAUCAGGAGAUUCUGAGACUGAAGAAGCGCACUGAAAUGCUGGAACAGGAUCGAACGAAGUUGGUCAGCAAGCUGCAUGGUUACCAUCGUGACAACACAUUGCUGAGUCGGAAAAUGCAACAACAGCAGCAGCACCUACAGCAACCACCUUCUCGUCAGCAUUCGCCUUACGACGAUAAUCGGAGAGGCAUUAAUCUGACGCCACUUCAUCAAACGUUUUAUCCACCGGAAGCAUACAAACUAGCACGCUCCAGUAGCGACCCAAACUGCAACGAGUCGAACGAAUUGAUGCAGAAGGUGGAAUUCACUAGUAGUCAGCUGCAGCAAAUCAGGAAAUUUUGGCACCAGGGUAUCAAGGAAGCGUUUCCGACUGCAGAACCAUGACGAGCAACGAAACUGUAGUACGGGUCCCAUUCAGCAUUUCUCAUUAUACUAAUUGCAGAUGAAAUAAGAGUUGUGCGCUGUAAGUAUUGUUAGAUAAUUGUGUCAAUGUUAU